AUGGCUCCUGUCGGUGGUGGUGCUGCCGACUUUGAGGUGGCCGCUUUGGCUCGCCGUCAAGCGCUCGCUGGUGCUUCUGGACCCGCGGCUUUGGUGAAGAAUGCGAGGGUCUUUGGUAUUGCCUGCUUCGCUUGCUUGGGUGGUCUUCUCUACGGUUAUAAUCAGGGUGUAUUUUCCGGUGUGCUUACCAUGCACUCUUUCAAAGAGCACAUGGGCGACUACAUUGAGGACCCUGUGGCGCUCACAUGGAACUCUUCCAAGCAAGGCUGGCUCGUAUCUAUCCUUGAACUCGGUGCCUGGUUUGGAACAAUGUACUCUGGUUUCCUCGCCGAGAUUCUCUCCCGUAAAUACGCCAUUCUCAUCAACGUUGCCAUCUUCAUCGUCGGCGUCGUCGUCCAGUGCACUGCCUCUGCCGGUCAAGGCCACAAUGCUAUUCUUGGCGGUCGUUUUGUAACUGGUAUGGGCGUCGGUUCGCUCUCCAUGAUUGUGCCCAUGUACAACGCCGAAAUCGCGCCUCCAGAAGUCCGCGGUGCGCUCGUCGGUCUGCAGCAGUUGAGCAUCACCCUCGGAAUCAUGAUCAGUUUCUGGAUCGACUACGGCACAAACUACAUUGGUGGAACGGGAGCUGGCCAAAAGGAAGCCGCAUGGCUCCUCCCUCUUGCCCUCCAACUCGCCCCCGCUGUCCUCCUCGGCGUGGGCAUGAUCUUCAUGCCCUUCUCCCCGCGUUGGCUCAUCCACCACAACCGCGAAGACCAAGCCCGAACCGUGCUCGCCCGUCUCCGCAACCUGCCGUCCGACCACGAACUCAUCGAGCUCGAGUACGCCGAGAUCCGCGCGCAGAGUCUAUUCGAGAAGAAGUCGCUGGCCGAGAACUUCCCUCACCUGCAAGACAUGAGCGCGCUGUCAAUCUUCAAACUACAAUUCGUCGCCAUUGGUAGCUUGUUCACCACUAGGGGCAUGUUCAAGCGCGUCGCCAUCUCCACACUUACUAUGUUCUUCCAGCAAUGGACCGGAAUCAACGCCAUCUUGUACUAUGCACCAACCAUCUUCUCCGGCCUCGGUCUGUCGGGUAACUCUGUCAACUUGCUCGCUACAGGCGUCGUCGGCAUCGUCAUGUUCCUCGCCACCAUCCCCGCUGUCAUGUACGUCGACAAGCUCGGUCGUAAGCCCGUGCUCGUCAGCGGCGCCAUCGGCAUGGCAGCCUGCCAUUUCAUCAUCUCCGGCAUCGUCGCCAGCUUCGAGGACGACUGGCCCAACCACCAGGGCGCGGGUUGGGCAGCCUGCGUCAUGGUGUGGCUGUUUGUCAUUUUCUUCGGCUAUUCGUGGGGACCCUGUGCGUGGAUCGUCAUUGCAGAGAUCUGGCCCAUGUCCAACCGUCCAUAUGGAAUCGCUCUCGGCGCCUCGUCCAACUGGAUGAACAACUUCAUCGUUGGCCAGGUUACACCGGAUAUGUUGACGCAUUUGCGUUAUGGGACGUAUAUCUUCUUUGGGCUUUUUACCGCCAUGGGCGCGGCGUUUAUAUACUUCUUCUUCCCGGAGACAAAGGGGUUGUCUCUUGAAGAAAUGGACACCCUCUUCGGCUCCGUCGGUACCGCCGAGCGCGAAAAGGAGCGCUGGGCUGAGGUCCACCGCGAAGUCGGUCUUACUGACAUCCUGGAGCGCUCGGGCUUGUACCAUGAUUCUGGUGCUGGUAUGCACAAGGACAAGCCGAGUUACGACGAUAACUUGGAGAAGGAGAAGCCGACGGUUCUUGAGCAGGCAUAG
Pyrenophora tritici-repentis Pt-1C-BFP is the source of this 1764-nucleotide messenger RNA. Its product is annotated as ProP, Permease major facilitator superfamily. NCBI's taxonomy places the organism in Eukaryota, Fungi, Ascomycota, Dothideomycetes, Pleosporales, Pleosporaceae. Gene Ontology annotation, cellular component: membrane. Gene Ontology annotation, molecular function: carbohydrate:proton symporter activity. The record is from RefSeq and is a predicted model, not a curated record. Gene Ontology annotation, biological process: transmembrane transport; carbohydrate transport.